This is a messenger RNA of Meira miltonrushii, 909 nucleotides long. RefSeq lists its product as uncharacterized. NCBI's taxonomy places the organism in Eukaryota, Fungi, Basidiomycota, Exobasidiomycetes, Exobasidiales, Brachybasidiaceae. The record is from RefSeq and is a predicted model, not a curated record. Bases 1 to 909 code for a protein of 302 amino acids. The transcript is spliced from 2 exons.
AUGGGCAAGCUCCCGAUCCAGCAUAACCAAAUCAACAAUUGCCUAUCAACCAAGCACAAUGAACCGCCUCUACGCUAUCAAGACGAAAGGCUAAGUACGUGGCAACGAUUGAGAGGGAAUAGAGGUAGUCAAGUUGACUCGAGUAAGGAUAAAGGAAAGGAAAAAGUAGAAGAAAGUCCUUUGCCUAAUUCGAAGAAGCGAAAGCAGCCUUCUUUGGACCAUGAAGCUGGACCAAGCAGAACAAAAAUACCAGAAGCAAAGAAGCAAAAAGGAUUCUGGACAAGGGUAGCAGAAGCAGAUUACGAACAUCGUCGCUAUAAUUAUGAAAGACAGAGAGACGAAGAAUUAGCAGAAGCUUUGAUACCUGUAGCAGGGGCGGGCAUAUAUGGCGCCUAUCUGGGUACCAAAGCGAUCGUGAAUGGCGUAAAGAAAGGCUGUAAUGCAGCUUGCAGAGCAGCAAGAAAUCAGGCGACUCGCUUGCGAGAACGAAUCACUGGCACACCUUCAUCAUCGUUAACAAGAAAAAAAUUUCGACAUGAAUUGAAUUCAUCGAAUCGUCGUGAAUUUACAAUGAAAAAUCGUCGAUAUCUUCAAAUUCACCGCAAAAACGGUGCAGGUCCGACGUACGUUGAUCGAGGACGUAAUCGUAAUCCUCAACAUCUUGCACAAAAUAGUGCAACAUAUCAUGCUAAUCGUUCUGCUGCUCGUGUACGGCCUCAAGUAGUACAUCGUCCGCAGUAUUCCUCCUCUAAUCUUUCUACUUCCAGCGAUGGGGCGGAUAAUUCUGCCAGUCAGCAUAAAGGUCGCUCUGCUCACAGUUCAUCUAAUGAUACUUCAUCGGCCAACUCAGCUUCACUUUCUCGAUCCGGCUCGAUAUCAUCACGACGCAGAAGCCCAGGCCACGCCUGA